CAGCUGCUAACAAGAGAGGAGCCACCUGCAUCAUUAUCACCUUUCAGCCACAUGGUACAGCAUGAACACUUUCACACACUCUACUUUCUCUCUCUGCAUCAUUAUCUCACCUUUUUUUUUGGACAGAGCAGCUCGGCUGAACUUUGACAUGUGAACAUAAUGAAGACAAAAGGAGGAGAUAACGUGCAAGCAACUUUGAACAGUUUGUAAUCUAUGACUGAUAAAAAGUGGAAAAAAAAGAGUGGAAAUUGUCAAGGCCCAUCUUUUUGAUUUUGCCACAGGAUGAAGUGUUGUCUAUAGAAGUCUGUACAGGGUCAAAGUUGAUAUGGAUAAGAUCUGUAUUGAAAUUGCUCAUUGUGAAUUGAGUCAAUUUGGCAAUGAGCAAGGAUCCAAAAAAAAAAAAGCUGGAUAAGCAGCAUCCAAUAAUGGUUCUGAAAAUAAGCAUUAUUUCUACUCCUGAAAGAUUGAUAAGUUGAUCAGACAUACAGUACAUGAAAUACAUUUUGAGAGAUUUUGGUUUCAUUUCAGCAAUCAGUUGCCUGCAGGUUCAAAUCCUGCAGAUGGCUUUAUUUCUGGCAGAUUGAUUAGCGCUCUCAUUUACCGUCAUAAGUAAGGUGUGCACAUGCAUUUUGGAUAUUUCGUUAAUAAAUUUGCAAUAGUACAAUAUAAUAAUAUUUAUUAUAAAUCUAUUUUUGCAGUGCUUUAAAUUAUGAAAAAUGACUUCUGACAAAUCAUCAUGCUGACUCUACAGUGAAGCUUGAUUAUAAUUAAUUUCCCUUAGGAGGAGAAAGACACACUACGUCAUCCACACAGCCUUUUAAAUCCCCCUUGGUAUUUCUCUUAGGGAUCUAGUCGGGAUUUGGAGAUGGAAAGAACACCAAACUCUAAAGAAACUGAGCAUGGUGGAGGAUGGAGGGUCUGGAUAUUUUUAUUGUGCUCCACAUGUUUCAACCCCAUCAUCUGUAGCCGCACGAACCAGAACAGGCUGCUGGUAGGAUUCCAGGCUCCUCGCAAUUUAUCCUUUCCAUUCAGUUCUUCAAAACUGGGCUCGGCCAUGCAGAUUGCCAUAGAUAAAAUUAAUUCCAACCCAUCCUUUGUUGAAAAUUAUACCCUUGAUUUUGUGUAUGUGGACACCGAUUGUAAAGCGAAGAUAUCACUUGGAGCUUUCAUUGACCAAAUUCAAAGAGAAAACAUAUCAGCCCUCUUUGGGCCACCAUGUCCUGAGGAAGCUGAGGUCACUGGACUUCUUGCAUCCAUUUGGAACAUCCCAAUGUUUGCCUUUGUUGGGCAGACCAACAAAAUGGAUAAUACUCUUAUGUACGACACUUACAUUAAAAUUGUCCCUCCGCUUAAAAGAGUGGGAGAAGUUUUGCUCAAGGUAUUGGAGUUCUUUGGGUGGAAGAAUGUUGGUAUAAUUGGAGGAGGUGCAGACUCUAAUACAUGGGACAAAGUGGAUGGACUUUUUAAAUCUGUGGAACAGAAACUCCAAGGCAAAGCAACAGUGACAGGCAGCAUUAAGUUUGAUUUCAGUGAUCAGGAACAGAUUUCUAAGAAUAUGAAAUAUAUCUCCAAAGUUGCAAGAGUGAUCAUAGUGUUAAGUAAUGCUGAAGAUGCCACUAGGCUGGUGAUGGAGGCUGAAAGACAAAGCUUGAUGAAUGGAGAGUAUGUUUUUCUUGUGGUACAACAGUUUGAGGUCAGUGGCAAUGUGGAUAACCUGUGGAAAGCUGCUUUGAGUAACAACAGCCAAAGGGCCCUGAAGGCAUUUGAUAUGGUGUUUGUCAUUGCUGAGAAGUCUUAUGAAGGCUACGAUUAUUAUGACUUCUUUGAACGUGUACAUGAGAGGUUGAAAGGGGCCCCAUUUUACAGCAAUCUUUCUUCUGACAGAGAAGUAAGCCCUUAUUCGAGCUACCUACACGAUGCUGUCUUGCUCUAUGCCAUGGCACUAAAGGAAGCUCUCAAAGAUGGCAAAGACCCUCAUAAUGGGCGAGAUGUUCUUAAGAAGCUCAGAGACAAAAACAGCAUUAGGUUUUACGGAGCCUCAGGUCUAGUUCAUUUCGAUGAAAAUGGAGAGAGGAACACAGACUAUUCUUUGUAUGACUUGCAACUAUAUGAAGGCACUGUAAAAUUUGUCGCCAUUCUAGCCUUUGACAGUCAUACAAAAAUAAUCAAAACAACAUCAAGGUUUUCAUCAGUGAUUUGGCCAGCAGGAAAAAUACCAGCAGAUAAACCAGAAUGCGGCUUUGACAAUGAACUCUGUGAAUGGCUAAACAGUGAGAUAUAUCUGGUGUCGUUGUUGGUGGCCAUGCCACUGAUUGGAGUGCUAGCGGUGAUCCUGAUUACACUCCUGACCCUACAAAAGACCCGUCUGCAGACAAAACUAGAUGAUUCCAACUGGUGGCUCAUCGACUACAGUGAUAUCACUAUUCUCACAGAACCUAAGGGAUGGCAGUCGUUAUCAUUACAUACAACUCCUAGUAAAAGUGGAAGUGGUGGCUCUCAGACCAUGAUUUCCUCUAACAGCUUUGGACUAAAAGACAAAAAUGGCAAAGAGACCAUCUAUGCAACAGUCGGCUUGUACCAGGUACAGACAGUCAAAGAGUCUACUACAUCAUCACAGGGAAACCAUGUGAGCCUCAAAUACCUGGACAAUCAACUUCUACGUGACAUCAAGAGGCCAUCUAUUAUUGCUGAGUUCAAUGUGAUGAGGGAGCUUAAACAUGAGAACUUGGUACAGUUUUUUGGAGUUUGCAAUGAACCCCCUAAUAUCUGCAUAGUUAUGCAGUACUGCAAAAAAGGCAGCUUAAGGGACAUUCUCAGGAACAAUGAGAUUGACCUGGACUGGAUGUUUAAACUAUCCUUUGCAUAUGACAUUGUCAAUGGAAUGGACUACAUACACAGGAGCAAUUUGAAGUCUCAUGGCAACCUGAAGCCAACCACAUGUCUAGUGGACAGUCGGCUACAGGUCAAACUGUCCGGCUUUGGUCUAUGGGAGUUUAAACAUGGCACCAAACACAGACUGAUCCCGUUUGAAAACCCCAAAUACGAAGAGUUGUUCUGGAUUGCUCCAGAGCUUCUGAGAGAAGUGCACCUUCCGUUUAAUGGUACUCAAAAAGCAGAUGUGUUUAGCUUUGCAAUAAUCAUGCGAGAGUUGAUCUACAGCACAGAAUUGGGACCGUACUCUGAUAUACAGUUGGAGCCAAAAGAAAUCAUCAAGCAGCUCAGGGCACCUCUAGCAGGGGAUCCCCUCAGACCUACUCUGUCGCCGCAGAUGUGUGACGAAGCCUUGAUUACUCUUCUGAAUGCAUGCUGGAGUGAGAAUCCCGACCAAAGACCCCCUUUUAGUUCCAUUAAGAGAAGCCUGCGAGCAAUCAGCCCUGACAACUACGGUAAUAUCUUGGAUAAUAUGGUAAACAAGCUGGAAAAAUAUGCUAAUCACCUAGAGGAGGUGGUUGAGGAGAGGACCAAUCAACUCACUGUAGAAAAGAUCAGAGCUGAUAAACUUCUCUGUAGUAUGCUUCCCAGACACAUAGCAGAUCAGUUAAUGUCAGGGAAGUCAGUAGAGCCCAGGAGCUAUGAGCUGGUGACCAUUUUCUUCUCUGAUAUUGUCGGCUUCACCACCAUGUGUGCGAUCAGCUCAGCGCUGGAGGUAGUGACACUCCUCAAUGACCUUUACAGCCUAUUUGAUGAGAUCAUCAAACUCUAUGAUGUAUAUAAGGUGGAAACUAUAGGAGAUGCAUAUAUGGUGGCAAGUGGGCUGCCUAUAAGCAACGGGACCAGGCAUGCAGAAGACAUCUCGAUUAUGGCCCUUCAUUUCCUUAGUGAAAUUAAACAAUUCAGAAUCAAACACUUGCCCAAUGAGAAGCUGGCUCUACGGAUAGGGAUCAACUCUGGUCCAGUGGUUGCCGGUGUUGUUGGAACUACGAUGCCCCGCUACUGUUUGUUUGGAGACACGGUGAAUACUGCCUCUAGGAUGGAGAGCAACAGUGAGCCGAUGAAGAUACAUAUCUCCCAGAGUACCGCUGAAAUUCUCAUGAAGAUUGGCUCUUAUGAGCUCGAGGCUAGAGGAGACAUCGAGCUGAAGGGAAAAGGAUUACAGAAGACUUUCUGGUUAAACAAUAAAUUGGGUUUGAAGUUUCCUGUCAUGCAGCAACAUUAUGAUAUGAAACCAAGUCUAGAUCCCAAGGUGACAUACAAACCAAUUAUCGGUAGUGAUGUGGAGAAUAAGGAAAAAGGAAGAGCACAGAUCCAAGUAGAUAAAAUACCUGGUGCUUAUACACUCACAGUUCCUGACAUCUAGAGACCAAUCAUAGAAACUACCUCUGUGUUUAGCUCUUUGGAUUAUAACCAGUAGUACUUUUUGACAAAUGAAAAGUAAACAUAAGAAGCACUGUUAAAUUUACUCCCAAAAAUUUAAUUGGUUUCUAAUCAAACCA
Tachysurus fulvidraco (yellow catfish) is the source of this 4433-nucleotide messenger RNA. RefSeq names its product guanylate cyclase 2g (gene gucy2g). The record is from RefSeq and is a predicted model, not a curated record. Gene Ontology annotation, molecular function: protein kinase activity; guanylate cyclase activity; ATP binding. The transcript has 22 exons. Lineage: Eukaryota; Metazoa; Chordata; Actinopteri; Siluriformes; Bagridae. Gene Ontology annotation, cellular component: membrane. Bases 866 to 4297 code for a protein of 1143 amino acids. Gene Ontology annotation, biological process: protein phosphorylation; cGMP biosynthetic process; receptor guanylyl cyclase signaling pathway.